This is a messenger RNA of Aspergillus niger, 1872 nucleotides long. RefSeq lists its product as hypothetical. The transcript is spliced from 17 exons. The record is from RefSeq and is a predicted model, not a curated record. The coding region runs from base 1 to 1872 and encodes 623 amino acids. NCBI's taxonomy places the organism in Eukaryota, Fungi, Ascomycota, Eurotiomycetes, Eurotiales, Aspergillaceae.
AUGCAGCUGACUGACAUGAAUGACAGUCUGACAGGCGCGUUAGCCAUCGGUCGUUCGGGGGGAGAUCGACCAACUAGCUGGGUUGAACUUGGAAUUGUUGAGCUCCAAUCGAGUGGUAGCAGCAGCAGCAGCAGCAACAACAACAACGCAACAGUCAGACCAACUUCAACUGACUGCUCUCACCCUGCGUUGGAUGGCUCGAUUGCCUCUUUUUCUCUCUGCCUCAUCCAUGUAAUCCCAUGUACCAUUCCGUGUCCUGUCCCAUCUUCUCAAGCGGUAAGAGAGGGAUGUGAGGAUGAUGCACCUACCCUUUGCUGGAAGCGGGUCGCUUGGCUCUUCUGGCAUGUGCUGAGGGUGACACCAGCCUUAGCCGCUGCUGUGACGGCACGGGGAUGGAUUGAGCCACGCUUCAUGCAAGAUGCAGGAUACAUCCUGGCAAUGUCUGAUAUCGAAUCGAGAAGGCAAAGAAGGCAACUACUUACAUCUGACUCGAUCGGAUUUCAUUGGCGGCAAGGAAUCGCGAACACUCGAAAUGGUGAGUGGGUUCCUGUGAGAGUGGGUUUCUUCUGUGGCGUCCAACUGCUGAUUCAACUUGCGGAUGUCAUCAGGGAUUGGGGGUAUUCGUGGCUUUUUUGGAAGACACAACUGGCACUAGUUCUUCCCACCGAUGGGGACAAUCUCAUUGAUCCUUUGGCCGAUGACUCGCUAGCCGCCUCGCAGUCAAGUCAUGGUGAUAGUAUAUCGGACCCCCCGUCUGACGCAGUUCUAGACUUCAACCCAGCGUCUUGGUUAAUCUACUUGUCAAGGUGCCACAUGAAAUUUACCUUAUAUGGCUCAAGCGUGCUUGAGCAUAGUGCUCACUUGCGGAUGCAUCCCAUCCGACCGUCCAUGCUGGACGGCAGAAAGGGAAGGAGCACCACCCAGGAAAUGAGGAGAAAGACAAGAAACCAAGACAACGGAGAAGAAGCGAAAAAGCAAAACCAAGACAAGAGGCCGAAAAAGGAAUGCACGACCAGGGAAACCUUGCAAGGCAGAGGACCGCAACGAUCUAGUCCCGGCGUUUCUCGGGGUGUAAUCGCAGAGGGGCGCUACUCCCAAGCGAGUAAAAGAGCUGAGCGUUCCGCACACUUAGAGAGCGACAACCGGCCAGAUAGCCCGAGUGAAUAUAACACCAAGCCUGCAUCGCUGGCGGGCGUUGUCAUGCUAGGUACCUUCUUACUAAGGCGUAGAACGAGAUUUCCACCUAAUCAAUAUCCUCGCAACAACUCCACACACGACCAUUCCAAGCCAGUAUGCUUGGCAACAUGGGUUCUUUGGGGGACAGCCGUGUCUCAUGAGCGGGCACUCGGUGGUCCGAAUCCUUGGUCUUGCUUAUUGUUUCAAACCAUUCCCAUCCUGCUCGUUGGCUACCCGUUCCGAAAUAUGGAGACCGAAGGCGGGGGGACGAAAGGCUUAGUCGCGUCUAGUCCGUGGGGAGGGGAAGACGAAGGAGGGGCAGCAGGAGAUUUGGAAGAGCGAUGGGCUUGGAAACUAGCGGAUGGAAGGGUGGAAGAACGAAGAUACGCCGGAGAUGCUGCCUGCAUGCAGGGCAUGCAGCCUGAGGGGGAAACGGACGAGCCCAGCUUCGCCCUGAAGCCCAUCAAACAGCUCGCGAUCAUGCAUUUAUCACGGUUGGCGUUAGCAUCAUGGCCUGCAUAUUCCCACCAUUUCCUUACACCCGUUCCGCUUGGUAACCCACCAUAUCAGGCCCGGAAUGUCUUAGCGGGAAACAAAAAGAGGAAAAUUGAACUCUUCGCAUUUCGCACUCUUGAUGAGUCCCUGUUCAAGAUCAAUGAAGGGUGGCACCUUAUUACUUGGCCUCAGGAUAAGUAA